UUUCUUGUGAUUUUGUAGUGUGUGGAUUGGCGUGCGACGGACGGAGUUGGCAACUAAAACGACGACGACGACGACGUUUUGGCCAAGGAUACGGACAUCGUCGCAACGGCGAUGUCACCGACCGGACAAAUAGCAAAGACGUCCACGCCACACGACAACGAUAACACAAGCAUCAACGAUCAGCGUGAAACAUGGAGCGGCAAGGUGGAUUUUUUAUUAUCGGUUAUUGGAUUCGCCGUCGAUUUAGCAAACGUCUGGAGAUUUCCCUAUUUGUGCUACAAAAAUGGCGGUGGCGCUUUUCUUGUGCCCUACUGCAUUAUGUUGGUGGUGGGCGGCAUACCUCUAUUCUAUAUGGAGUUGGCGCUGGGUCAGCACAAUCGUAAGGGAGCCAUCACCUGUUGGGGUCGCUUAGUGCCGCUCUUUAAGGGCAUUGGCUAUGCUGUAGUGCUGAUAGCCUUCUAUGUGGACUUUUAUUACAAUGUGAUCAUUGCGUGGUCGCUGCGUUUCUUCUUUGCCUCCUUCACUAAUGUGUUGCCGUGGACGUCGUGCAACAAUCCUUGGAAUACGCCCAACUGCAAGCCGUUUGAGGGUCAAAAUACGCGUCCAGUGGUUGGCAAUCUGAGUGAUUUCUAUGCGUUUAGCAAUCAGAGUUUGUUUCUGGCCAACGAGACGUAUGCGAAUGUAACAUUUGCCAGCAUUGCGCCCGCUGUGCCCGUCGAGCGAUUUCAAUCGGCUGCCUCUGAAUACUUCAAUCGCUAUAUACUUGAGCUGAAUCAGAGCGAGGGACUGCACGAUCUGGGUCACAUACGCUGGGACAUGGCGUUGUGCCUGCUCAUGGUCUAUCUGAUAUGCUACUUCUCGCUGUGGAAGGGCAUUAGCACCUCGGGCAAAGUGGUUUGGUUCACCGCCCUCUUCCCAUAUGCCGUGCUGCUGAUAUUACUCAUACGCGGCAUUACACUGCCCGGCUCGGCGAUGGGCAUACAGUAUUAUUUGAGUCCCAAUUUCGAUGCCAUCUACAAGGCGGAAGUGUGGGUCGAUGCGGCCACACAGGUGUUCUUCUCCUUGGGUCCAGGCUUUGGUGUGCUGCUGGCCUACGCGUCGUAUAAUAAAUAUCACAACAAUGUCUACAAAGAUGCGCUGCUCACCAGUUUCAUCAACUCGGCCACGAGUUUUGUGGCUGGCUUUGUGAUAUUCUCGGUGCUGGGCUACAUGGCGCACACAUCUGGGGUGCGGAUUGAGGAUGUGGCCACUGAGGGACCUGGCUUGGUGUUUGUUGUGUAUCCAGCUGCAAUUGCCACUAUGCCGGGUAGCAUCUUCUGGGCACUGAUCUUCUUUAUGAUGCUGCUUACACUGGGAUUGGACAGCUCGUUUGGUGGCUCGGAGGCCAUUAUCACAGCGUUGAGUGAUGAGUUCCCUAAGAUACGCAAGAACCGCGAACUCUUUGUCGCUGGACUGUUUUCCUUGUACUUCGUGGUUGGCCUCGCCAGCUGCACUCAAGGUGGCUUCUACUUCUUCCAUCUGCUGGAUCGAUAUGCCGCAGGCUACUCCAUAUUGAUUGCUGUGUUCUUCGAGGCCAUUGCCGUGUCGUGGAUCUAUGGCACGAAGCGUUUCAGCGAUGAUAUACGCGAUAUGAUUGGCUUUCCCCCGGGCAGAUAUUGGCAGGUUUGCUGGCGAUUUGUGGCGCCCAUUUUUCUGCUCUUCAUCACGGUCUAUGGGCUGCUCGGCUAUGAGCCGUUGACGUAUGCGGAUUACGUGUAUCCCGACUGGGCGAAUGCCUUGGGCUGGAGCAUAGCUGGCUCCUCGGUCAUCAUGAUACCCGCAGUGGCCAUUUACAAGCUGAUUGUGACACCCGGCAGCCUGAGGCAGCGUUUAAGGACGCUCACAACUCCGUGGCGAGAUCAGCAGCUGGCCGUGAAUGGUGUGACCACCGAGGUGACGGUGACGUUGGUGCGUCUGGCGGAUGCUGAGGCGAAUGAGGCGGCCGAUGUUUGAGUUCGACCGAUUGCACGUUUUCAGAUCUAUUACGUAUAGGUUUGAGUGGUGGGAAAUUUACCAACAACUUCAACUUCAACUUGAGUGAGGGUUUAACAUUAACAUUGAGUUAUCAGUUAUCAGUUUUAGCUUAGCACUUACGACACAUUCGGAUCUAGCUAAACUAAUGCAAAUUUCGCAUACAACGUACUUACACUUAGGUUUCGAUGCCAAAAUAUAAAUCAAAUGUUGUAGCUGAAAACCAUAAGUUUACAGUUUUAAGACUAGCCAGUAGUUUCAUAAUGCCAAAAUACACAUACAUACAUAAAUACAUAACUUAUAACUAUACGAUACGAGUUUAUACCCCAAAAAAUAUAAUUACAAAUAUUAUUAACGUUUACAUACAAGAUGAAGAAGUAUGUAGAAUUAUUGAAAACGCUGUGUAGAUAAUACAGAAAUAUUUAAGCAACAAUUUGUAAUUGGUACGAAGCCAACAUUGAGCAUAUGCAAAAUGGAAUUUAAGGUAACUCUCGAGAUCCUUGCUUCGAGGUCUGCAUGAGUUUGUAUAUGUACAUACACCUACACAUACAUACAUACGUACAUAGCUUUAUUAUAUAGUGUCAGCGUAGCGGAAGCUUUAACCAGAAAUGUGUUAUGUAUAUAAGGCUAAUAACCCAAAUACAAAUUGAGCUAAUGUUAUCAUUAUCCCUGCCAUAGAAGUAGUUACCGACUUUGGGCAAAUUCUUUUUCACACAGCCAUAAAAAGAGUUUGCCAAGUCGCAUGAUUCAUUUAAUUAAUCAAUUGUUGCUUCAAAAAAGCAUUCACAAAAUGUAUAUUAAGUUAUAGGUGUUAUCGUUAAGUGAGCAUAGCAAAGUUGCCAGCCAUCAACUUUGCUGCAAUGUUAUUUAAAUCAUAAUUAUUAUCAAUCAUUAUAUUGUUUACAAAGGUGAUUUUCAAUGCAUUUUCACGCAGCCAUGUGAAAAUGCAAUGUGAUGAACAAAUAAUCAUAUUUAAAUUAUUUAUACUCAACUGUUUUUUAUGUUU
Drosophila sulfurigaster albostrigata is the source of this 3016-nucleotide messenger RNA. RefSeq names its product sodium-dependent dopamine transporter (gene DAT). Gene Ontology annotation, cellular component: neuron projection; neuronal cell body membrane; presynaptic membrane. Gene Ontology annotation, molecular function: dopamine:sodium symporter activity. Gene Ontology annotation, biological process: sodium ion transmembrane transport; dopamine uptake involved in synaptic transmission. The record is from RefSeq and is a predicted model, not a curated record. NCBI's taxonomy places the organism in Eukaryota, Metazoa, Arthropoda, Insecta, Diptera, Drosophilidae.